Molecule: messenger RNA, 2906 nt
Organism: Gracilinanus agilis (Agile Gracile Mouse Opossum)
Lineage: Eukaryota; Metazoa; Chordata; Mammalia; Didelphimorphia; Didelphidae
Gene: ELL2
Product: elongation factor for RNA polymerase II 2
Exons: 12
Coding region: 48-2006 (652 amino acids)
Biological process (GO): transcription elongation by RNA polymerase II; snRNA transcription by RNA polymerase II; positive regulation of transcription elongation by RNA polymerase II
Cellular component (GO): transcription elongation factor complex
Molecular function (GO): cis-regulatory region sequence-specific DNA binding
Source: RefSeq, a predicted model, not a curated record
AACAGUAGCAGCAGCAGCAGCAGCAGCAGCACCCGGGGGAGUUUAAGAUGGCGGCGGGGGGGCCAGCUGCGGGUCUGCGGGAGGAGCGGCGCUAUGGUUUAUCGUGCGGGAGGCUCGGCCAGGACAACAUCACGGUGUUGCAUGUGAAGCUCACAGAGACGGCGAUCCGGGCACUGGAGACCUACCAGACCCAUAAGAAUUUAACUCCUUCCAGACCUUCAAUUCAGUUUCAAGGACUCCAAGGGCUUGUCAAAAUUCCCAAAAAUGAUCCCCCAAAUGAAGUGCAUAACUUUAACUUCUACUUGUCAAAUGUUGGCAAAGAUAACCCUCAGGGAAGCUUUGACUGCAUCCAGCAAACUGUCUCAAGUUCUGGUGCCUCACAGCUCAAUUGCCUGGGAUUUAUACAAGAUAAAAUUACAGUAUGUGCAACAAAUGACUCCUAUCAAAUGACAAGAGAACGAAUGACCCAGGCAGAAGAGGAAUCCCGUAACCGAAGUACAAAGGUUAUAAAACCUGGUGGACCAUUUGUAGGUAAAAGAGUACAGAUUCGGAAAGCACCUCAAGUCGUUCCAGAUGCAGUACCUGAGAGGAAAAGGUCAACUCCUAUUAACCCUGCAAAUACAAUACGAAAGAUCCAUUUAAACAACAAUAUUUCUCAGCGGCCCUAUAGAGACAGGGUGAUUCACCUCCUGGCACUGAAGACUUACAAGAAACCAGAGCUACUUGCCAGAUUACAGAAAGAUGGUGUUAAUCAAAAAGACAAGAACUCCCUUGGAGCUAUCCUUCAACAGGUAGCCAACCUGAAUCCUAAGGACCUUUCUUAUACCUUAAAGGAUUAUGUAUUUAAGGAACUCCAAAAAGAUUGGCCUGGAUACAAUGAGAUAGACAGACAGUCACUGGAAUUAGUGCUAUCUAGAAAAUUAAAUCCAUCUCCUCAGAAUGCUACCAGCACCACCGGUUCAGAAUCUCCUAUAUGUUCUAAUAAAGAUGCUGCAUCUUCUCCUUCUCAGAAACGCCUUUUGGAUUCAGAUUUCACAGAUCCCUUAAUGAAUAAAAAAACACGGAUAUCUCAUCUAACAAAUAGAGUUCACCCAACAUUAAACGGUCAUUUGAAUUCCACCCAUGCUCCACCACCACCACCACCUCCUCCUCCUCCUCCACCACCACCUCCUCCUCCUGCAGCUGCCGCCACCCCAACUCUACCACCUCUUCCUUCAACCCACCUUCCAGUUUCAAAUCCUCCUCAGACUGUAAAUUCUAACUCCAAUUCCCCUAGCACUCCAGAAGGCCGGGGAACUCAAGACCUACCUAUUGACAGUUUUAGUCAAAAUGGUAGUAGCAUCUUUGAGGACCAGCAGGACAAAUAUACCUCUAGGACUUCUUUGGAAAUCCCACCACCCGGUUCAAUCCUAUCAAAGUGUCCAAAGCCAAUGGAAGAAAAACAUUCAAUGUCACAUAAAAAAUCUAAAAAAAAAUCUAAAAAACAUAAGGAAAAGGACCAAAUUAAAAAACAGGACAUUGAAAAUAUUGAGGAAAAGGAGAAAGACCUUAAGACAAAGGAUGAAAUUGCCAAGCUAAAUAACUCCAGUCUGGAUUCAAACGAAGGAGUUAAAGAGGUUUGCACUGCCUCCACAGAUCCUUCAUCAACCAUUGAGCUACCAGAUUAUUUGAUAAAAUAUAUUGCUAUUGUCUCACAUGAGCAACGCCAGAAUUAUAAAGAUGACUUCAAUGCAGAGUAUGAUGAGUACAGGACUUUGCAUGCCAAGAUGGAGACUGUUGCUAGAAGGUUUAUUAAACUUGAUGCACAACGUAAGCGCCUUUCUCCAGGCUCCAAGGAGUAUCAGACUAUUCAUGAAGAAGUCUUAGAAGAAUAUAAGAAGAUCAAUCAGUCUAGCCCCAAUUACCAUGAAGAAAAAUACAGAUGUGAAUAUCUCCAUAACAAGUUGGCUCACAUCAAAAGACUAAUCGGUGAAUUCGACCAACAGCAAGCAGGGUCCUGGCACUAGACCUCUGCUUAGACCAGAAGAUGUGAAUAAACUUAAGCUUAUUUAUUUAAGAUUCCAAAUGAGUUGCUCUAAGAUUCUAAAAAGUUGAAACUUUGUCAGUUGAAAGUUUCAGUAUUAGCAAACUUUGAGUUACUUUUUUUAUUAUUAUUAUUUUUAUUUUAUUUUGCUUCCCUGUAUAUUUGAAGCUGCUUUUUUCUGGUCCCUUUUUCUCCUUCAAGACUUGGGUGUGUCCAUGGAAAUCAUUUUUAGAUAGUGGGGAUCCAGCGUCUAUACUUAAAAGUUGUGCACAUUUUAAAAGAAGUAAUGUAGCAAGUUGAUAUGCUUUUGGAUAAACAUAGGCCUGUCUUCUGACCCUUGUUCAUGCGAACUCUUUGCCUUAAUUGGUAGAAGGUUUAGAAAUUUGCACAAAAUAAAAAAAAAAAAGUUAAAACAUUGUUUUGGAGGGUUAAGAAAUAGAAGGGUAUGUUCAUAUAUAUAUUAUACACCGCCUGACUUGAUCUCGAACAGUAAUUUAUCCCUGCAAGUUAAACCCCCCACUGCAAUGGUUGCCUUAAGGUGUUUGCUUGUUGUAUCCAUAGUGUAGUUAAUUAUUAGCUACACUGCUUCCCAUUUUAUUAAAGCAACGGGAAGCACUUUGUGGCCUACCAGCGUCUGUAAGAGUGUGCUUGUCCUGUAUGUGUGCAGAGGUUGUGUGGAUGUGAGCAUGCAUGAAGAAAAAAAGCUGCUACUCUUAGUAGGCCAAAACGCUCAGGUUAAAACAACUGACGAGUGUUACUGUAGGUUUUUUCCUAUUAAAUUGCUACUUCUAUUGUGGAAGACAAAAGCAUUUCCAUUUCAACAGUUUGUCAGCUUUAUUAAUGUUGGGAAAAAUCGAUGUCAUGAAAAUGAAACCAGUCUAUA